CUUCCGCCACUCUUCAGAUAUUUCCGCCUGUUAGCGGAGGUUCUGACGUGACUUCCGCUUUUUGCGGCCCAGCUGAAGAAACCCGGAGCCGCGGAUUCGUCGGUUAUGGAUGUUGCCGAGCCGAGGAGCCACAGCUCGGUGCUGAACGAUGUGGCCGAGGUGGUGGAGCGGGUGCUCUCCUUCCUGCCCACGAAGUCACUGCAGAGGAGCGCCAGUGUGUGCAGGCUUUGGAGAGAUUGUGCGCGAAGGGUUCAGCGGAGACGCCAGCGGCUGUCAUGGAUUGCAACAAAGGGCUGUGCCUACAUAGACGAGUCUGAUGGUCAACAUUUCCUGGUGAAGAAGAUGGUUGUUGAGCUCGAGGAGGUCUAUGUACUGCCUGAAGUAGCCCUUUACAUGGCUGGCACUGAUACCUUCUGCACACAGAGUUCUAGUAGACGGAAAAAAGAGAGAAGAGAGGAGUCCGGAUCUAAAAGUAAAGAUGCAGAAGCUGCUACGAAGUUUGAGAAUCUGCUGCCUGCAGAUUGCAAGGUGUUGGGAGUCAGCUGCCCUGGCAUUGUGUACACUCCUAUGGGAAGUGGCAAGCAGAGACCUCUCGAGGUAGAAGAUGGAAUUGCAGGAUUUGCCUUGCUCCUGCCCAAAGCUGAGGGGGUGACAAUCAGAUGCUUCCACUUGUCGAACAAAGACUUCAACAAUAACACUUUUGAUCAAAGGAAACUCCAAGCAGCAGGUCUUCAAGACAACCCAGACCUGCGCACAGUUCUCCUGUUCGGAUACAAUACUUACAAGCCUGCAGCAGCGGACUUCAUUCAGCGACUCACCAGGCCUUUCAACGUGAGGAACACCAUUGUAAUAGGGGGCCAUAUUGAUCGCGUCUUUUCACCCAGUUCUGAAAGGAUUGAUGCCUCGCACAUGUAUGGAAUAGUGGGUCUGUCGUUGAGUGGCAGACCAAUCCAAGCUGCAUCUAUUCUCCUUGAUGAAGACGUGGAGACGCCCAAGAGCGUAGAAGCAGCGAUGCAGCGCCUCAAGGCUGCCAACAUUCCUGAGCACAACACUGUGGGCUUCAUGUUCGCCUGUAUUGGCCGUGGUCAGAACUACUACUGCAAGAUGGAGAACGUGGAGGCUGACGCCUUCAGGAAGCAGUUCCCAAGCAUUCCGCUGUUUGGGUUUUUUGGCAAUGGAGAAAUCGGCUGUGAUCGUAUUGUGACUGAAAACUUCUCGCUGAGAGAGUGCAGCAGCUCCUCAGAAUGUGAUGAAUUAAUUCAUGGUUAUACCACAGUAAUGGCACUUAUUCACUUCGGGCCACUGAAAUAAUUAAAAGGCCUGCUAAAGAUUAGUGGUUGGUUUAGGCCUUUUGCAAGGUCAGGGAAGUUUUUGGGCAGGUCCUUGUUCCUCAGAAUUUUGGAUGGAAUGAUGCCAAUUCUUAGCUCAGACCAAAGGCAUCUCCAAAAUUGGCCCAUAGGGUGAUCACUUACUAACAAUUUGACAAAAAACUCUCUUUAUACAUUCAGAGCACAGCUUCAACAUUUUUCUUUCAAUUGUGUAAAUUUUGAUUCAUUUUCAUCUUUAUUACAAAUGUAAAGUUAAUCAAUACAUACAAUGAUGAUUAUUUUGUGAUGUGUUUUGAAUUAAAACUACAAAGGAGUUGUGAGA
This is a messenger RNA of Hypanus sabinus (Atlantic stingray), 1650 nucleotides long. It is a transcript of the gene fbxo22, whose product is annotated as F-box protein 22. The record is from RefSeq and is a predicted model, not a curated record. NCBI's taxonomy places the organism in Eukaryota, Metazoa, Chordata, Chondrichthyes, Myliobatiformes, Dasyatidae. Gene Ontology annotation, biological process: positive regulation of proteasomal ubiquitin-dependent protein catabolic process; protein polyubiquitination; regulation of skeletal muscle fiber development. Gene Ontology annotation, molecular function: protein binding. The transcript is spliced from 7 exons. The coding region runs from base 106 to 1311 and encodes 401 amino acids.